This is a messenger RNA of Perca fluviatilis (European perch), 3405 nucleotides long. Its product is annotated as ephrin-B2a-like. NCBI's taxonomy places the organism in Eukaryota, Metazoa, Chordata, Actinopteri, Perciformes, Percidae. The record is from RefSeq and is a predicted model, not a curated record. Gene Ontology annotation, cellular component: plasma membrane. The coding region runs from base 252 to 1244 and encodes 330 amino acids. Gene Ontology annotation, biological process: axon guidance; blood vessel morphogenesis; ephrin receptor signaling pathway. The transcript has 5 exons. Gene Ontology annotation, molecular function: ephrin receptor binding.
AGCUGAUGACUGAAAUACUCCACACAGUCUCCGUCCUCAAUACAUGGAUUUCGUCACACGAAUGAUUUUCUAGCCAAUUACGCACAAUGUGGAAAAUCUCAUGCAGGAGGAAGACUCGCAACUUCAUGGGAUUUCACUCAGGAAUGUGUCCUCUGCGCGCACUUGGAGACAUGCAGAGGCAACACGUUCUAGCCUGGUUCCACUCUGUUUUAUGAUACCGAGCCGCGGUGGACCUGCGAUUUAUUCCUGUGAUGGGGAGAAUCCCAUGGAGCUGCGGCGCCGUGAUCCUGCUGGCCAUCAUUAGCUCAUGUCGUGCUGUCACUCUGGAGUCCGUCCACUGGAGCAGCUCCAAUGCAAAAUUUAGUCCAGGUCUGGGCCUGGUCCUGUAUCCUCAGAUCGGGGACAAGAUGGACAUUGUGUGUCCCCGGGCAGAUGCUUCCACGGGGGGAAAGGAGGAGUUUUACCGAGUGUACCUGGUCUCCAGGAGUCAGAUGGAGAGCUGCACCAUCGACAAGACAGACACGCCCCUGCUGAACUGUGACAAGCCUCACCAGGACGUAAAGUUCACGUUCAAGUUCCAGGAGUUCAGCCCCAACCUGUGGGGUCUGGAGUUCCUCAAGGGGAGGGACUAUUAUAUCACCUCCACCUCUGCAGGCUCUCUGCAGGGUCUGGAUAAUACUAAUGGAGGGGUGUGUAGAACCAAAGCCAUGAAGCUGGUGCUCAGAGUCGGCCAAAGCUCUUCAGAUCCACCUUCAACCCUCCAGGAGUCCCCCACCAGAUUCCCACCCACACAACCAAAGUCUAAGUCCAAAGACCUCCCUGCGAAAGAACAGGAUAUAAAAAACAAAACCGACUCAGGCUCAGAAACAGGACAAACAAACCCCAGUGGCAGCGGUGGCUCUAAGCCAGGACUGUUCAUGUGGGUUGUCUGUGGCGGUGUGAUCCUCCUUCUGGUCAUCAUAAUUCUGCUGGUCGUACUGUGGAGGCACCGUCCGCGUCGCUGUGUCCCAGACAGCCAGCAGUCGGCCUCCGUUUCCCUCAACACUUUGGCCGUGGCAAAGCGGGACAGCAUCGGCAGCGACAACAAUGGCUCGGACCGCAGCGAUAUUGUCUUUCCUCUGCGAGCUUCUGACAGCAUGGCCUGCCGUCAUUAUGAGCGUGUGAGCAGCGACUACGGGCCCCCUGUGUACAUAGUUCAGGAGAUAUCGCCCCAGAGUCCCACCAACAUCUACUACAAAGUCUAAUGUUUGCUGCUCUAAUGCCUGUCUUUGGCUGAUAAUCCUAAACUAACACUUCCAUUUCUUUAGUUUGCAGUGGGUGUGAAAAAAGGUCACAUAAGUGAUCAUACAUAGCCUGAGAGCUGUUGCACUGACAAAUGCUGUUGAACCAUUUUGUUGUCUUAAUACUGUGAGAGGAACUUUAUGUGUCAUAAUUGUGUUCAGUUUUUCUGGAAGUGGGCAGCAAAUACCAGUGGUGGGAUGUAGCUAAGUACAUUUACUCAAGUAGCCUAUUACUUAUGUACAAUUUUGAGGUACUUUACUUACCAUUUCAUGACAUUUUACUUCCACUCCACUAUAUUGUGCUAUUUACUCCACCACAUUUAUAUGGCAGCCAUACUUUGCAGAUUAAGAUUUUGCACACAAAACAAGUUUAUGAAAGAUGUUGCAACAGUAUGCAACAGUAAGUACUUAAAAUAAGCUCCACCUCAACCAACUAUAAAAUGAUCAAUCUAAAAACAUAAUAUAUAAUAGAAAAAUAGCCUAACACUCAAAGGAGUACUUUUACUUUACAAUGCAGUACAUUUAGCUAAUAAUACAUACAUACACAACGUAUGAAGAGCUUUUAAAAUAUGAUUCAUUGGAAGAAAUUAAUCUACCCAACAGUAUAAAGAAAUUGACGAAAGAUUCAAUUAUUUGGUUAGUUUAAGUCAGUUAAAAUGAAUCUGACUGUUUGUUGAAGACAUUUUUCAUGAAAAAAACUGUCGACCAUGACGUGGUUUCAGCUUCUCCAAUGUGAUGACUUGCUGCUUUUCUUUGUCUUAAAUGACAGUAAACUGAAUCAUUUUGAGGAUGGACGGACAAAAUGAGACGUUUGAGGACGUCACUCAGAGUUCUGGGAAAUUGUGAUGCAUUCCUCACUAUUUUCAUGUGUUUUACAAACAAUUAAAGGAUUGAGCAAGAAAAUAACCAGCAGAUCUUAGAUCAGUUGCAGCCCUAAAGAAUAGUUCAAAAAUAGCUCCACCUCAAGUGUGUAUUAAUGCAACUUUUCUCUGCAUUGAGUUCUUUUACUUUUGAUACUUCAAGUACAUUUUACUGAUAAAUACUUACAAACUUUUUACUUAAGUAACAUUUUGAAUCCACACAUUUUUAACUUUGAUUUGUAAUGGAGUAUUGUUAAAGCUAAUUGGUACUUUUACUUGAGUAAGUGAUGUAAAUACUUCCUCCACCACAGGCAAGUACUGGUUUGUUUAUGUAUUUUUUUUUUUUUAAGAAAAUGAAUUUCUCACUGCCACUGCACAUGGCAGCUUCAAUUGUACAGUAAAUGUGUGUUUUAUUUAAUUUAUUGAUACAGCUGAAAAAAAGGAUUGAUGAUAACCUCCAACACACAAAAUCUACUGUACAUUUUUCACAACUGAAUUGUUUAAACCUUUUUGAAAUGCUGUUCAGUGAAAUCAAUCUUUCUAUUCCAUGCUGCUUUCAUUUUAAUAUUGUGUCACCUUCUGUUUAAACAGAAUUAUUACUAAACAGUGGUCAAUAUAUAGCAAGGGGGCCAUGCUUAAAAAAAAAAAAUGUAAUUAGGCUACUCAACAUGGGAAAUGUUUUGUAACUUGUGAAAGGUGUGAAAGUUUAAAAAACGGGACAACAACUUGUCAGUAGUCUCUUCAUCCGUGUCUGUCUUCUCUUCCUGCUUUCCAAAACCAACAAGAGCAACAGUGAAAGUGAUGGACACACAGGCUAUGAUAUGAUGAAGAAAUGAGAGUUUGAAUAAGAGUAGACUGCUGAUAAAUCACAGCUUUCCUUGUGGUUACAAAAUGACUUGGCAGCACAACGCGUGCAAUAGUAGCUGCACCACAAUUUGCAUACAGCUAGUGUUGAGACCCUUGUGGUCCCAUUCAGCAAUUACAGCCACUGUCUUAUAGUCAAAGGACUUGUAGACAUUUUCGUUGGUACAUUAGCCGUGGUUGAUGUGAAACUAACUUAAAACUCAUAUAACAUAAUUUUGGGUGGGUAGACGCUGCUCAGAGGAGCACGUCUCGUCCUUACUUAAUGGUGCUCAUGGGAUAGUGACUGUCAUUCUGCUGUGAACAGCACCAUGAUGAAUUUUUCUCCAUGUCUUAUUAGGUUGAAUGGACAAAAAAAAAUGAAUAAUGCAAAAAUACAGUUUGAUUCAGUUUGUGUGAAAGUG